CCUAAAUACUUUCAGAAGUCUCCUCAUAACACGGCUCGACAUUGAAGUUGAAACACGACUCAUCCGUGAAUCAGUUUUCCGUAAGCAACAACGCGAUCGACACAUACGGUAGCGUAACAAAAAAAAAAAAACAACACAGAAUUCAUCAUCUCAGUAAUAAUAAUAAACAGAAAUUCUAAAUUUAUUACACAAGUAACACAUACAUACACAUGGUACACAAAUAUUUUGUAAGAAAUAUAAAAAUUGAAGGAAAAAAAAACACGGAGAAAAAUCCAUAAAGAAAAGUGUUGACAAAAGAAUGUAAAAAAAAGUUAAAUAUAGCAAAAAUUUAAUUAUUUAUAACCAAAAAAAUUAAGGAAAAGUGAGACUAAGUACACCCAGGUGGAACACACAAAUAAAACUUGGAAAAAAUAUAUUUUUACGAAGAAUAAUAAUUUGUUAACAAAAGGCAAAAAUAAAAAUCAAAAAAAUUUUAAAUAAAAAUUUAAGAGGAAAUAAAUCUCUUGAGAAAGUUCAAUAAAUCAGAAGAGAAAUAAGGAAAGUGUUAGAACAGUGUUUAAACAACAUCAGCAACAAUAAUAACACCACAAAUCCCCAAAAGCAGUUUAACAAAACGCAUUUAGCAUCGCACGUAUCACUUACAUGGAUUAACCUGUUAAAGCCAAAUGGAUUACCACAAAUGGAUUACAAAUACGGAUUAAAAACAAAUAAAGAAAAAUGAUUAACAAAACAUUUAUAAACCACAAAUAAUUAUCCAAACGGCCCCCAAAUUUUGAUAACAACAAAGCAAGCUACAAAAACCCAUAUUUUUUUGGAUAAAACCCCUCCAAAAAAAAGGAUAACGCUCAAAUCUCCCCCUUUUUUACAUAUAACCCGCCAAGAAACACAACCCCCCACAUACACAAAAUGAAUAUGCAAACAGAGACAACAACAAAUCGCAGCCUUAACACCACCAACAACAACAAUGCUGCCACAAAUUCCAACAAACACAAUGAACAAAUAGCCAGUAGUUCAACUGGUGGGGCCACAAAUCGGGCCACGGCUCCAGAACCGGCACGCAGUCCCUCGCCGGAUGGCACACGGGAUUAUGAUGUAACACGCAUGAGAGAAGAAGACUUUGAACGUUUGGCCGUCUACAUUGUACCCGAUGUUCAGUGUGAACGAGGCCUGGCCAAUCGGGCCGACAAGACCCUGCCACGCAGUUUAACACUCAAACCCUCGCUGGUGUUUUCAUCAGCCAAUGUAAAGACUGAAGGUGUUUGGAGCACCGGCGUUAUACCCAGAGGCACCCGUUUUGGUCCCUUUGAGGGUGUGCCCACACCACACUAUCCCAAUGAUCCCAAUACGGCCCGCUACUUUUGGAGGGUGCAGGGAACACGCCAUAUAACCUAUGGGAAUAUAAAGAUCUUCAAAGAUGAUGAUUUUUAUUAUUUGGACGGCUCCGAUCGUUCCCAGGCCAAUUGGAUGCGUUAUGUGGCCUCAGCCUACAGUCUGGACACCAUGAACUUGGUGGCCUGCCAACAUCAGGAAAACAUCUACUUCUAUACCACCCGCGAUAUAAUGCCCAAUGAGGAGUUGAUGGUGUGGUAUUGCAAGGAUUUUGCCAAACGUUUGGGUUAUGAUGUUGACCCCGAACGUACUUUGCUGGGACCCGACGAUGAUGAGCCAGAGCCAGAAGCCGAGGAAGAUGUUGACGCGGAGUAUGCCACCGGCUGUCACAAAAAGUCACGCUCCUGUACCCCAUCGUAUAGUAUGCCUGCUCCUGAAAUUCCUCCAGAGAUUGCCUAUAAUCAUAUAAGCUAUGUUAUGGGUUUGCAUUUGCCGCCACCGGUGGCCAGCACAACCGGCAGCCUACCAAAUGCCAGACGUUCACGAUCACCCACACUGAGUCCCUCCCCGCCAGCCAAUAAUCAGCAACAACAACAACACCAAGCUCAAAUCACAACACACCCGCACAUACAACACAGCCAAGGAUCAUCGAACACAACGGCGGCGGCACGUUCUCUCAUCCGCCACACCCAUCAUCAAAAUGUGUUGCAUUUAAAACAGGAACCUGCCACAGUCAUUGUCCAGGACCACUGUGACCCCAAGGAGCCUUUGCUGGGCGGUUCUCCCCUCUCCCAAAAGGAAGCACCCUAUGAACACCAGCUAACACCCAAUGAUGGUAGUGUACGUUCCGUGCGCUCCGAUGAGGGUUAUCACAGCAAUGAGUAUCACGAGGAUCGUCUAACGCCCUCCGGCGGCGAUGACAGCGACAGUGAAAGUGAGCACAACUAUGUUUUGGAUUGUUCCAAGAAGGCAAUAGCUCCCAAAGAAACGGUGAUUGCCCACUCGCAAAAGGCCUGUGCCGCCAGUACCACUAACAGCUCCAGUAAUGGUGUCAGUGCCACUACGGCUGCUGCCACAGUGGAGUGCGGCAAGAAUGAAUUCCGCCAACUAAAAGUUAAAAUGCCACUGAAAUACGAGUUUAAGAAUAGCAUCAAGACUGAGGCAACAAAUGCCACCACCACCUCCAGCAGCAGCACCACGACCACCACAAAUGAACUGCAGGCGGCCACCUCUAGUGAGGAUGAAACCCAGCGACCAACCUGCACCUCAUCCACGCAAAUUGAUGAGCUAAUGGAUGCCAGUGCCGAUUCCUGUAGAUCCAGCAACCGGCUAAUGGAGUCACCAGCUACAACAACCAGCAGCAACAAUACCACCACCCAGCCAGCUUCCAGUACCGUCAUUGUCCUGGAAAACAGCCAAAAACGCACAAUUGUCCCGCUGAUCAAACCCUACUAUGAGGCCGAAUCCAGCUCACCACCACCACCAGGAGUGGGCGGUCAAGGUUACAUACGUUAUACACCACCCUCCAGCAUUUUGGAAACCAUACUGACGGGACAACAUCAACAUCGCUUGGAAACGGCGGCGGCAGCGGCCGCUGCUGCAGCAGCUGCUGUGGCCUGUCACCAGGCCAAUUCGGCCACACCACCCCCCUCAUCGCCCACUGAAAUGGCCUAUUCCUAUAAGAAAUCCCAUCGUUAUGGCAAUGCUGUUAGCCCUGACUCCUCAUCGAAUAACAUGGCCGUUGGCAAUGGUGGUGGGGAUCACUCCGGACAUGAGGUCGACGCCGAUCUACAUUUGAAUUCCAAAAAGGAACUCUGCUCAUCACCACUCUCCAAUGGACACCCUGCACAUCAUGUGCUCUUCUCACCCCAUGGGGUCCAUGCCGCUGCCUAUGUCAAUGAUGGCCAGCACACACCACCCUAUUCCACAUACUCCUCAUAUUCCAACAGCAGCUUGAACGGCCAAACGGUUAGUGUUCUGCAUGCACCCACCUCCACGUUCCAUUCGCCACCACACAGUGCUCAAUCGCCCUUCGACAGGCAAUCACAUUCCUCCAGCGGUUCCCAGCAAAAUCUCCACAUGCUACAGGGUAGCAGUCAAAUGCUCAAUCAUCCGCUCAUGCAACCCCUUACCCCGCUGCAAAGACUUUCGCCCCUAAGGAUUUCACCACCCAGCUGCCUAAGUCCUGACGGAAAUUCAUGUCCACGCAGCGGAAGCCCCCUUAGCCCCAAUUCCUUGGCCUCGCGGGGUUAUCGCUCCCUGCCCUACCCCCUCAAAAAGAAAGAUGGUAAAAUGCACUACGAAUGCAAUGUCUGCUGUAAAACCUUUGGCCAGCUCAGCAAUCUGAAGGUACAUCUACGCACCCACUCGGGCGAGCGGCCAUUCAAGUGCAAUGUUUGUACGAAGAGCUUCACCCAACUGGCCCAUUUGCAGAAACACCACCUGGUCCACACCGGCGAAAAGCCGCACCAGUGUGACAUCUGUAAGAAGCGUUUCUCGUCGACAUCGAAUCUGAAGACCCAUCUACGGCUGCACAGUGGCCAGAAACCCUAUGCCUGUGAUCUGUGUCCCCAGAAGUUCACGCAAUUUGUCCACCUGAAGCUGCACAAACGUCUGCACACCAACGAUCGGCCUUAUGUGUGUCAGGGUUGUGAUAAGAAAUACAUUAGUGCCUCCGGCCUGAGAACCCAUUGGAAGACGACCAGCUGUAAGCCGAACAAUCUGGAGGAGGAAUUGGCCAUGGCUGCGGCGGCGACCACGGAAUGUUUGGACAAUGACCACCCCGAACCCGAUUCCCGUGAGGCCUUCGAGCAAAUGCAACAACACAUGAAUCCUCACCUGAGACAUAUGAACGGCUCUGCCGCUCAGGACCAUUUGAAUGCCCAACGUGUCUUAACGCAUCCGCAGCAGCAGCAGCAACAACAUUUGGCCCAUUUGCAGAGUCAACAUGUCAGUAUGAUGCAUCAACAUUUACCACCACCACACAAUGCCAGUAUGCUACUGACCACCGCCAAUCAGCAACAAUCUCCAGCGCAAACUAUGCAUCAGGUGCAUCAGCAACAUUUACUGCAGCAACAACAACAGCAGCAGCAAUCGCUGAAAGUUAAACCCCAAAUCCAUAUGAUGCCCGGUGGUGUGGUACAUGAUGGUGGCAAUGGUCCCACACAUGCCCAGGUGGCAGCUGCGGCGGCGGCCCAUGCUGCAGCGGCAGCAGCAGCUGCUGCCCAUGCCGCAGCCUCGGGACAUUCAUUGGGACCGGCCCAAGAUAAUCGCCCCUCCGUUAUAGAAUCCAGUCAACCCAUGAUUAUAGAAUGUACGUAAAUGCGGCAAGGACGCGAAAUGUCCCAGCCAGACAUUAUGGAUAAGCAGCAGCAUGGCCGUAAAAUGGGGAGAACCACAAGGUUUCGGUAUCGAAACCCCAUGGCCCCAGAAAAAAACCCAAUGCCUAAACAGAUUCCUCUAUAGAUAACCAAGUGCAAUACACAAAUCGGUAUUAUUAGAAAAUAGAGAACUUCUUUUGAAAGAAGAGAAGCUUUGGAAUUUCUCUGAUUUUCUAAAUUAAGAAAACUCUUAACAAAGAAUAGCUAAAACAAAAAUUCUUGAUAGACGAUCUCAACAAUUGGCAGCCAAUUACAAAAAAAAAAACAAGCAAGAAAAACAUACCCGCCCUUCAAAACACAACCAAACAAGACUAGAAAAGUAAACAAAACCCCCCUCCUGUCCCCACUCAAAUUAAAUUGAUAACAAGCCCCUGGUCUAAGCUCUUUUGUAAAUAAUUAAAAAAUAGUGUGUUAAACGCGCUUUUUCCCAACAUUCCCUCCUCGCCGACCCCCUUUCUCAACCCUACCAAAUCUUGUCUAUUAUUAAUAACAAUCAAAAACAACAAAAAAAAAAAAACAUUUAUAUAUAAACCAUACUCCGAUAUUGUCUUAUAACUUCUAUAAAGCAAAAGAGAAAGCAAAAACAACAAAAAAAAAAAAACAUUUAUAUAUAAACCAUACUCCGAUAUUGUCUUAUAACUUCUAUAAAGCAAAAGAGAAAGCGAAAAAAGUGCAUUUAAACAAACAAAAAAUUAUAAACAUUUGAUAAUAUUUAAUAAACAAAAAAACAUCACCAUAGCAAGAUACAAACUACAUACAUACAUACACACAUAGCAUCAUAAAAAGGAUAUUCAUAAAAUAAAUAAAAAAAACAAUUUGUAAAUAUCGUUAUAACAACAAAUAUCAAAUUACAUAAAAGUUGCCUUAUUUCAUUAGAUUUAUUAAUUAUUAAUUAAUUAAAUAUACAUAAACUAUUAUUAGUAUGAACAACAACAACAAGAGAAAUUAUUAUUGUAAUUAAAACAAAAAGAAAAGAAAAUUAAAUUAAUUAAUUAUUUUUUUCUUCAACUUAUCAGAGGGAAAAAUCACGAAGAGGUCCACAUCAGUGAUAUUUUUUUCGUAUAGAGAAAAAAUUAUCACAUCAGUGAUAUUUUUUUCGUAUAGAGAAAAAAUUAUCACAUCAGUGAUAUUUUUUCGGUAUAGAAAAAAAAAAUAUCUCAUCAGUGAUAUAUUUUACGUAUAGAAAAAAUGUAUCACCAGUGAUAUAUUUUCUCCGUAUAGCAAAAAUAUAUCACCAGUGAUAUAUUUUCUCCGUAUAGCAAAAAUAUAUCACCAGUGAUAUAUUUUCUCCGUAUAGCAAAAAUAUAUCACCAGUGAUAUUUUUUCUCCGUAUAGCAAAAAUAUAUCACCAGUGAUAUUUUUUCUCCGUAUAGAAAAAAUAUCACAUCAGUGAUGUAUUUUCUCCGUAUAGAAAAAAUAUCACAUCAGUGAUAUAUUUUCUCCGUAUAGAAAAAAUAUCACAUCAGUGAUAUAUUUUCUCCGUAUAGAAAAAAUAUCACAUCAGUGAUAUAUUUUCUCCGUAUAGAAAAAAUAUCACAUCAGUGAUGUAUUUUCUCCGUAUAGAAAAAAAAAUCACAUCAGUGAUAUAUUUUCUCCGUAUAGAAAAAAAAAUCACAUCAGUGAUAUAUUUUCUCCGUAUAGAAAAAAUAUCACAUCAGUGAUAUAUUUUCUCCGUAUAGAAACAAUAUCACAUCAGUGAUAUAUUUUCUCCGUAUAGAAAAAAUAUCACAUCAGUGAUAUAUUUUCUCCGUACAGAAAAAAAUAUAUCAUCGGUGAUAUUUUUCCGUAUAGAGAAAAAAUACCAUCGGUGAUAUUUUUUCCGUAUAGAAAAAAAUAUCAUCGGUGAUAUUUUUUCCGUAAAGAAAAAAAUAUCAUCGGUGAUAUUUUUUCCGUAUAGAAAAAAAUAUCAUCGGUGAUAUUUUUUCCGUAUAGAAAAAAAUAUCAUCGGUGAUAUUUUUUCCGUAUAGAAAAAUAUAUCAUCGGUGAUAUUUUUUCCGUAUAGAAAAAUAUAUCAUCGGUGAUAUUUUUUCCGUAUAGAAAAAUAUAUCAUCGGUGAUAUUUUUUCCGUAUAGAAAAAUAUAUCAUCGGUGAUAUUUUUUCCGUAUAGAAAAAUAUAUCAUCGGUGAUAUUUUUUCCGUAUAGAAAAAUAUAUCAUCGGUGAUAUUUUUUCCGUAUAGAAAAAUAUAUCAUCGGUGAUAUUUUUUCCGUAUAGAAAAAUAUAUCAUCGGUGAUAUUUUUUCCGUAUAGAAAAAUAUAUCAUCGGUGAUAUUUUUUCCGUAUAGAAAAAAAAGUAUCACCAGUGAUACUUUUUCUCUUUAGUAUAUUUCGCGCUUCAUCAGUGAUAUUUUUUCCCAUUUGGAGAAAAAAAACUUUCGGGUUUUGCUUGGAUUUCUCCUUUCUGAUGAGUUCUGAAAGAAACAUUUUCGUUUUGUAAAAUUAUUGAAAAAAUAUAUAAAUAGUGUAUAAUUUGUCUCUAUACUUGUAGAUGAUUUUCAUUUAAUAUUUGUAGCGUAGUUUAAUGAGUAAUUAAAAGAGGAAGAAAAAAAAACAAAAUCGUAGCUGAAAAAUCGGUGCUUUUAAAAGCCUGGUUUCAUUUGGUAUCUGAAUUCGGGGAAAUGAUGGAAAUUUCGAAUGCAAUCUUAGAGACAGAUUACAAAAA
This is a messenger RNA of Musca domestica (house fly), 7368 nucleotides long. RefSeq names its product zinc finger protein rotund (gene Blimp-1). Gene Ontology annotation, cellular component: nucleus; cytoplasm. The transcript has 6 exons. The record is from RefSeq and is a predicted model, not a curated record. Gene Ontology annotation, molecular function: histone deacetylase binding; DNA-binding transcription repressor activity, RNA polymerase II-specific; RNA polymerase II cis-regulatory region sequence-specific DNA binding. NCBI's taxonomy places the organism in Eukaryota, Metazoa, Arthropoda, Insecta, Diptera, Muscidae. Gene Ontology annotation, biological process: cell fate commitment; regulation of transcription by RNA polymerase II. The coding region runs from base 907 to 4650 and encodes 1247 amino acids.